This is a messenger RNA of Penaeus monodon (black tiger shrimp), 2844 nucleotides long. RefSeq names its product TNF receptor-associated factor 6-like. Gene Ontology annotation, cellular component: plasma membrane signaling receptor complex. The record is from RefSeq and is a predicted model, not a curated record. Gene Ontology annotation, biological process: tumor necrosis factor-mediated signaling pathway; protein K63-linked ubiquitination; regulation of apoptotic process. NCBI's taxonomy places the organism in Eukaryota, Metazoa, Arthropoda, Malacostraca, Decapoda, Penaeidae. Gene Ontology annotation, molecular function: protein binding; zinc ion binding.
GCUCUCUCCUGCACAGGCGACGGCGCCGACCUUCGCGGUGGGGAGUCCCUCGGGCCUUCGGAAGCAGCCGCCAGAGAAUGCUCGGACCUCGGACGCGGCAGACAGUGCUCUCUAAGAAAGGCUGCGCAAUAUGUCGCUUAAGAAGGGACAAUCAACAGGACAUGCAUAAGUGAAAAGUUUGAUGCUCAUGAAAAAGGUCAUGAAGAAUGGAGUGUGUCGAAGAGUCCAUCACAAUUUUGUCUCGUCAGGAGGGAUUUGAUUAUGAAUUUGUCCCUCCACUUGACCCCAAGUAUGAGUGUGCCAUAUGUCUACUGGGAUUGCGCUCACCUAUACAAACUACUUGUGGUCACCGCUUUUGUAAAGACUGUAUCUUCAACUGUAUGAGUGAGAGCAGUAGCCGCUGUCCAGUUGAUAAUACUCCUCUCACAGAAGUUGAUUUGUUCCCCGACUCGUGUGCUGAACGUGAGAUAUUGCAGCUUAGUGUUAAAUGUCCAAAUCAUGGCUUGGGCUGUAGGCGAACAGUUGACUUGAUGUAUAUAGAGCAUCAUACUCAAGCUUGUUCUUUUCAGCCAGUCAUGUGCCCUAAUGAAUGCUCAGCAACAGUGUUACGGAAAGAAGUGGAACAGCAUCUGAGUUCAGAAUGUGUCCUGCGGGUAAAGAAAUGUGCUCUCUGCGAGCAGCCUUUCACUUUCAAUCAGGAGCAACUGCAUUUGUUAAGUUGUGUGCGUGUGACAGUCCCUUGUGAGAUGUGUGGAGCUAUGAUGCCACGUGGGGAAGUUGCAGGACACAUGACAGAGACAUGCCCAAAGGUGGUGGUGGCAUGCACUUUUGCUGAACAUGGCUGCCAUCACAAGAUGACUCGAGCUGAUUUAAACCAACAUAUGUUGCAAGCCACGCAGCUACAUCUGCAGCUUCUGUCUUCAGCAUACAAGAAGAUCAACACCUUUGUGUCAGAUCUUAGUCGUACAGUAGGUCUAAUUCAAUCUCCGUUUGGAAACUUCAGUCGACAACCAAGUUUACGCAGCCAGAUAUCAGCAACAUCACCCAUCCCAGAGAAUCACACAAGUCCAUCACUUCCAGAAAGAACCCUAGAAAAGUCCUUAGGUGCAACUGGAGGGACAGUAGGCUGUAAUGAAAAAUCAGGUGUCUUUUCCUCUCCUCAGUCUGGGGACAAAGGCGGUGCUGACUCAGGUAUUGAACUGAACAAGCUUCACCUACAGCUGAACCAAGUGAGUAUAGAAGGAGUAGGCAAGAGUCCAUCUUCAAAGUCUUUGUCCACAGUGUCUCAUCAAGAAAUUAUUUUAAGGGAUCUCUGUGAGAAGAGUGUAGAUUUGAAUCAGAGGAUGCUUGAAGAAACCAUCAAAUUAAGUAAUUUAGCUAAAAGAAUUGAAGAAGUUGAUGCCCUUGUUGAAGCUCAGCUAAUGGAAAUGAGUGGAAAAUAUUGUAAUGGUGAUUAUGUUUGGAGAAUCAAAAAUUUCUCCCAAUUUUGUGCGGAAUUACAGAACAAACCAGGAAGAGUAUGUCACAGCCCAUCAUUCUACACAUCACAAUUUGGAUACAAGUUUUGUCUUCGAACUAAUAUCACAUGGAAGUCUGAUCAGUAUUUUUUAACUCUAUUUAUUCAUGGAAUGCAAAGUGAGAAUGAUGACUUCCUGGACUGGCCCUUUAGUGGACGCAUAACUCUUUCUGUACUAGACUGUGAUACAUCAUUACCUAAAAAACAUAUCACAGAGACCAUGGUGACUAAACCAGGUCUGCAGGCUUUCAAGCGUCCUGAUGUUGCCCGUAAUCCAAAAGGAUUUGGAUUCACAGAAUUUGUACCCCUUGCAAAAAUACUUCAACCCAGCAUAGGAACCUUCCUCAAAAAUGAUACUCUCUGCAUUAGAGCAACUGUUUGCCCUAACACUUGGAACCAUGAGAGUAGUCAGAGCAUGGAAAAACUUGGAAUAUUCAAAGAAAAGCUUCAUAUUGAGAAGCAAAGCUGUGUGUAAUUGGAAUAUAAAAAAAACUGAAGGAUAUACUUUUUAAUCAUUUGGAUUUUAACCCUAUGGUGAUGGAUUUUUCUUGCGAGGCACUUACCAGGGCGCAUGUAAAGUCAGCUUCUCAAGUGAAAAAUUAGGUACAGGAAGUUUUUAUUUACCCCACUCUUUGUGUGUAUCUGCAGCAUGUAUGAUUUAUCGGAAACUAAGGCUAAAACAAGGCUUAAACCCUAUUUUUGAGCUCAAUUAGAGCUAAAUAACAAACAGCUGUGUAGGCACACAACUUAGAGCAAGUUUACCAUUCAUGGUGUGGAUCCUUGCCACACAACAUUUGGGUAUGGUUUGUAAUGGCAAGAAUGGAUGUUGACCAUCAAUACGGGGUUUAGGAAGGGUUGUGAUGAGUAAAGUGGAAGACAUUUUUUAAACAACAUGGAAAAUUAAUCAUUCACCAGUCUUUAGAUUUAUAUAUUGAGUUAGUAAUUUAAUUAUGAAAUUAUUAAUAUUGUCAUCAUCAUUGUCCACAUAUAUGACAUUAUCAUCUUUAAUUUUUUGUUUUAUUAAGGUGAUUGUUAUUGUUUUAUGGGUUUUAUCUUAGUUUUUUUUUUUUUUAGAUAUUUGAAAUGUGAUCAUAAUUUCCUACUCUGAAUAUACUGAAUGCCUGUAAUGGAAAGAAUAGUAUAAAGAUAUUGACAGAGCAUUCUUUGUUACUGCAGUUUGUUUACAAAGCUUUGGGCUUUUUUUCUUUACUGUCUCUUUAAUUACCUUAAGAAUAGAAAACAUGUGAAUCUCAUUAGUGUUACAGCUAAAUGAUAAUUUUUUUUUCUCAUUCUGAUGCUCACUUGUAUGUAAGAAAACACAUACACGU